AUGCCCGGUCUAGUUCAGCGAGGACGAAAGCGCCCGUCGCGCGCUAUUAGCGAGGACCUCGACGAGUCUUCCGAUGCCUCGUCCUCGCCUUCCACCAACGGCAAACGCGCCCGCCAUGGCGGAGACGCGCCUUCCUCUCCCGCGCAAACGAACGGCGACGCAAACGGCUCGACCGAAGGCGACUUCAAAGCAGGCUCCCUCGUCAGAGUGAAGCUGGAAAACUUCGUUACAUACACGGCUGCGGAGUUCCAUUUAGGGCCGAGCCUAAAUAUGGUCAUCGGGCCCAACGGCACAGGAAAGAGUACCUUGGUCUGCGCAAUCUGUCUAGGUCUGGGAUGGGGCAGCGAACACCUGGGAAGAGCCAAAGAGGUGGGGCAAUUCGUCAAACACGGUGCUGCCGAAGCCACCAUCGAGAUCGAGCUCGCAACGGGUCCUGGCAAUGGCCCCAAUCGCAUUGUCAGGCGUGUCAUACGCAAGCGCGACAACAAGUCCGUCUUUUUUCUCGACGGCCCACUUGUGUCUAAGGAGGCUGUCAAACAAAUGGCCAGGCAAUAUUCCAUUCAGAUCGACAACCUCUGCCAGUUUUUACCGCAAGACCGUGUAGUGGAGUUCGCGAGGAUGAGCGACGUCGACCGACUACGAGAGACCCAACGCGCUGCAGCGCCUCCACAGAUGGUAGCAUGGCAUGACCAGCUCAAGGAACUCCGUACAAAGGAACGCGCUUUGCAGACGAAGCAGAAGAACGAAGAAAGCCAUCUAGUCGCGCUGGAGAAAGCACAAAGUACAACAAAAGAUGACGUGGACCGCUAUCAUCAACGAGAAGGUCUUGCGCGGAAGUCGAAGUGUUUGAAUUCAGUCAGACCUAUUAUUGAGACGAAAAUCCUCAAGACUGAGAUUACUGCAGUAAAGGCAGAAAUUCGAGACGCUAGACUGGAGCUCGACCAAAUCAACAUCGACAUAGAACCAGCGCGAAGGGCUCAAGCAGAAGUCGAAACAUAUCAGAACGAUAUUGAGCAAAUCGUAAACCUUCGCAAGAACCGCGUCGACAUGAUCAAGACACAGGCUGAAAAGCUCGCGACAAAGAUUGAGAACGGCAAAGCGAAAGCGGCGGAAACUGACAAUCAAAUCAAAGCCGAAUUGAGUUCGAAGAAAAAGCGCGCAGAUGACAUGGUUCGCCUCAACCGCGAUAUCACCAGGCUAGAAGCCCAGCGACAGGACCAACCCGCGCAAUUCGACGCCGAAUCUUACGAGCAGCGCAAGUCAGACCUUCGCGACCAAAUCUCUACUAAUACGGGUCUCAUUUCCGACAAAAGAAGUAGCAUGAAAGAGAUGGCUGCCCGCGCAGGCGCCAUUUCGGCGCGAAGCAAUCAGCUGAAGGCUGACCGGGAACGACUGAACACACAGAGCGGAAAGCAAGCGAGCCGUUUGUACAAACUCUCCGAGGAUACAGCUAAAGCAUGGAACUGGAUUCAAAACAACAAAGCAUCCCUGCAAUUGAAAGGUGAAGUAUUCGGGCCACCGAUACUCGAAUGUUCCGUCACAGAGCCCCGGUAUGCUAAGGCUUUCGAGAGCCAGUUGAGAAAAGGCGAUAUCAUUGCCAUCACUUGUACCAACAACGAGGACUCGAAGAUGCUGGGAAAGCGUCUGCUCAGUAAAACAGCCAACGGCGGGCAGGGAUUCAAUGAUGUCUUUCUUCGAACAUCACUAAAGCCGCUCUCUUCGUAUCAACCACCCAUGGCUAGGGCAGGCCUGGCUCAAUAUGGGUUUGAGGGGUACAUUCUGGACUACGUCAAAGGACCCGACGAGGUCUUAGCCAUGCUUUGCGAAGGUUGUAGACUGCAUCAGAUCGCGUAUGCUGCAACGCCACUAUCUGAUGCUUUGCAUAAGGUUGUGGAGGAACAAAGCCCGGUUAAUAGCUGGGUGAGUGGUUCGGAGACGUAUCGCGUGAUCUCACGCUACAACCAGUCUUCUACGUCCGUCAACCCACUAAGACCAGCACAAUCUUUCGUAGAUCAGCCAGGCAAUACGGAUGAGUUGCGAGCCAUCAUUGAGGAACAAAAGGGGCUAGUACGAGAGAAAGAAGAGCUAGUCGAAAACCACAAGAUCCUCAAGGACGAAGUCAGCAAACUCGAGGAAGAGAUUGACGCCCUCAAACAACAGAAGGAUGCUGUACAGGCCGAGCAGGACGGGUUGAAGAAGGCUUUCGCCGAAUGGGAAGCUCUACCUGACAAGAUUGCAUCGAAACAAGCCGACCUACACAGCAAGAUGCAGGAAAACGCGGAGACAACUGCCCGCAUCAAAGCCAUCAAAGCUGACGCUCGUGCUACACUACUGCAGGUAGCGAACCUGACACUCGAAUAUGCUAAAGUUGUAACCCAAAUGAGGGCAUUCCACGAGUCACUUGUCGAGGCUGAGAUCCGGCUCAUCGAAGUCAAGUCGGAACUCAGGGGUCUCAUAAAAGAGAAUAGCGCGAUCCUGGACAGAAAGAAAGCACAAGAAAACCAGAUCAACGAGCGCACGAAUCACGAGCGAGUUCUUCGGGCCAAGUACAGAGAGCUGCAAGAGGCUACGCAGAGAGAUAUCUACAGUCUCAGCGAAGAAGAAAGGCAGAUCGUGAUGGAAUACAAAGAGCUUCCCACUCUCGAAGCCUUGGAGCUAGAGCUUCAGUCGGUUAACUCCCGGCUGGAGAUGAUGGCCGAAGGUAAUCCUGGGGCGAUCAGGGCCUAUCAGAAGCGUGAGGAAGACAUCAAGAGAACGCGUGAGAACUUGGAACAGUACGCUGCUGGCCUCGAAGAGAUCAAAGACAACAUCACAGAGAUCCGCGAGAAGUGGGAGCCCGAGCUUGACGUUCUCAUCCAACGGAUCAGCGGGGCUUUCGCGCACAACUUCGAGCAAAUUGGAUGCGCGGGUGAAGUCCAGGUGAACAAAGACGAAGACGACUUUGACAACUGGUCCGUCCAGAUCUCAGUCCGCUUUCGAGAGAACGAGCCGCUCAGCGUGUUGAACUCUCACCGCCAGUCCGGAGGCGAGCGCGCCGUAUCAACAAUUUUCUACCUGAUGGCGCUACAGGAUCUCGCCCAGUCACCAUUCCGCGUCGUCGACGAAAUCAACCAGGGUAUGGACCCCCGCAAUGAACGCAUGGUACACGAGCGCAUGGUGGACAUUGCAUGCCAAGAGAACACGAGUCAAUACUUCCUCGUCACCCCCAAACUUCUGCCUGGUCUCAAGUACCACGAGAAGAUGAAGGUGCAUGUCAUCAACUCUGGAGAACACAUUCCAGUAGCGCAGGACGUCAAAGACGAGUGCAAGUGGAAUUUGUCGAGUAUGGCGGAGAUCGCGUUACGCGUGAGGAGAAGCGUUGCAGUUGCAUGA
Alternaria ventricosa is the source of this 3372-nucleotide messenger RNA. RefSeq lists its product as uncharacterized. Gene Ontology annotation, molecular function: ATP binding; ATP hydrolysis activity. Gene Ontology annotation, biological process: double-strand break repair via homologous recombination. The transcript has 5 exons. The record is from RefSeq and is a predicted model, not a curated record. Lineage: Eukaryota; Fungi; Ascomycota; Dothideomycetes; Pleosporales; Pleosporaceae. The coding region runs from base 1 to 3372 and encodes 1123 amino acids. Gene Ontology annotation, cellular component: Smc5-Smc6 complex.